Messenger RNA from Aspergillus alliaceus, 874 nucleotides. RefSeq lists its product as uncharacterized. NCBI's taxonomy places the organism in Eukaryota, Fungi, Ascomycota, Eurotiomycetes, Eurotiales, Aspergillaceae. The transcript has 2 exons. The record is from RefSeq and is a predicted model, not a curated record. The coding region runs from base 112 to 369 and encodes 85 amino acids.
CCGCAAUCUCCAGUGAGCUUUCAGGCAGCUUGAAUUCCAAUCAUCACCCUUUCCUUCUUUGUAAAGACAGCGGCCGUUCAUCAUGACAGUCAUUGGACACCCGUACAAACUAUGCCAAUCGUCGGUGCAGAAGUUGGAGGCCUGGUGCUAGCCUCACAUCUCAGUGAAUAUUCUAAUAUCAAUGACUUCGUCAUCGAAGCAGGGUCCGAUUAUAUACGAGAUCCGCUAGUCGGGGCCCCGGGCUUCCUAGGCGCCAUGAUUGCGAAUCCGGAUUUCAAUCGGGACUAUUUGACCGAGCCACAGGUUCAUGCAACAAUCUUCAAAUGGGUCAGCCCCGGGGCCGGAUGGUUGGUAGUCCUGCGGUCUUGAACUUCUGGGUGCUCGUGUACCCUUGCGCGCGAACCUGGAGGCGUGGGUAUCCCUAGGCAAUGUUUGUGAAGGCGAGAUGCCAUGGCACGAUAUCUACGUAAGAUACACACAUACACGCCCCUGAACGAGACAACUAAGGCGUUACUUCCUACAGACAAUUACAUGAAGGCUGAGAAUCAGGGCAGCUAGGGCCCGGUCCCCAUUGCCUACCUUGAUGUCUAUUUCCCGUCCAAUAAGGCAUGGAAGGAAACAUUCGCCCGCCUGCGCUGGGGCACUCACGCAGACCCGGUCGCAGGGCAUAAUGUUGUCCCUUUCACGCCGCCGCUAUGAGUCAACGUGAAGACUGGCCAAUGGGGUUAUGUUGGGGCUUACUACAGCCAGUAUGUGGCACAGCGCACAAACCUGCAUCUGUUCGCUGAAACCAUGGUGGAGCGCAUGGUCUUGUUGAGGAAAGCCGAUGAUGGCUAGGCGACGGCCACUUGGAUUAAAAUCGGGACCGACGACG